UGUUACUUCAUCUCAUCACUUGUUAUUCUAUUCGUUAUUCCAAUAUUUCUAUGGAAUCCUUUUGUGGUGAUCGUGAGUAGUUGUGAAUACCCAAAUACGUGAUUCAUAUUCACAUUUGCCGACGGGUGUUAUCAAUUCAGAUGAAAUGUUAUUGAUUGCAGUGAUGUUACGGUUCAUUGGUUAGAUUUUAACUAGUUAUAGUUUUCUUACACCGUUUUUCCAAAAGUGUCUUUGAAUGUUGCAAAAGUAAUGUAUCAGGGUUAUAAAUAUAAAAGACCUAAGUUUUUUUGAACCUAGAAAUUUAGCAGUGCGAUUUAUUAAACAUCGCUUAAAGACAUUACAUCUUUUACUUGGAUAUGAUUUGUGAAGGAGAACCAGUAAUCACUGUGGAUGAUGAUGUGGAGAUUGUGGAGAUUGAUGAUAAUGUUUCUUCUGUCAAUUCACAUGGAAGAAAUGAAAACGAUAUCAGUGACGGAGGCAAAGCUGAAGCAGAUCUGUCGAAGUCAGCAUACAUUGAAUAUUUACUCAGCAAUGUGAACAAUCCAUCUGUUGGUAAAAUUCAAGUGAAUAGUUGCCAAGAGACUGAUAUGAGCCGGUCUAUGUAUUCCAAAAAUAUUGAAAUUAGUAAACCACCUUAUUCAUACAAGGAAUUGAUAUUGAAAGUGUUUGAUUUGGUAAAGCUAAAGCCUUUGGAUCUACGUGAUAUAUAUUUCCUAAUAACAGCAACUUUUCCCUACUAUAAGCCGGGAGGGGCUUGGCAAAGUGCUGUAAGACAUGUUCUAUUCUCAGAUCCUACUUUUGUGGCGGAGCCCGAAACAAAUCUUUGGCGAAUAAAUCCAAUAGUGACGUUUCAAAAUAAGCAUUUUGGUUCCAAUAUCCAAUCAAAAAAUGAUCAAAGUUAUCAGUUUUCAUAUCCUUGUCAUGAAUUUUAUUCAUAUAAGUGUUCAGUCAAAGAUACCUGCCAAGAUGCAGUAUUGGAUUGCAGAACGAACUUUAAUUAUACUAAAACCUCAUAUGCUAGUUUAGAUGUCAGAAAACCUAAUUUUGAUUAUGUUUUUUCUAAUCAACAUAAUGUGUUUUCUAAAAUUGAAAAUCAACCAUAUAGGCCACCAGUCACUGGAGAAUCUCUCAAUGAGUGUAAUAUCUGUGCAUCACUUAAUAACGGGAAUAACUCCUCUCAUAGGUACCACACGAAUGAAAUCUUCAGAAAUAGUUACUCAAAUGUCUGCAACAAUAUGUGUCAGCAAAAUGUUAACAAUUAUACACAGCGAGCUUCAAGUUCAUGGACAUUUGCAGACUGUGACAGUCCAUUAAAUAGUGGACUGAGUUUGUCAUUGGCAAACACAUUGAUGAAUUUAUCUUUCGAAUCCUUUAUUCCAACUAUAUCUUCAACUUGUAGUAAACCGAUCAGUACAUUAUCUGAAAUAUCAGCGCAGUGUAAUACUGGCGCAAAUGAAAUACAACAACAGAGAGUUCAGGAGUUGUAUUCUACUUUUGCCAAUAAUGAUUCUCAAGAUUCAGGCAAGGUAUUAACAAACAGCCAAACAAAGGUUUAUGAUGAAUUAGAUUGUUGUUCACCAAUGGACUUUAUUGAUUCAUCAGAACCAACAGAUGAAAUUAGUGCUUCAUCAGAAUCCUCAACUUCAUUCCAAACUUGUUUAAAUGAAACAAACAACUUAACUGAAGUGGAUUCAUCCUGUUCAUUUGCAGAUCUACCAAAUGACUCUAAUAGUACCAAAUCAGAUGACAACUUAAAUACUGAUUCUCCUUUUGUAAACUCUGCCCAACCUAAGAUUCAUAUUGACUUACAAAUACCCAUUUAUGGACCAGUAUCUAUAAGAGAGGCCAAAAGCUCUUUUCUCAACAGCAGUAAUAAAAGUGAAACUGUGGUUGGAAAUGGACAAUUAAAUCACCAAAUUUACACAGUCAAUAACAACACUACUGAAGUAACUGCACUGGUAAAUUCAAGUUUCUACAGUUUAAAGGAAAGUGUUGAAAAAUCAAAUCGUUGUAAAAAUGUUACAUCAAAUUUUAAUGGAUCUAUAAGUACUACCAAUACAACAAUGCAAAUAGAAGAUGGUAGUUUAAAAGAAAGUGUGGAAAAAGCAAAUCGUUGUAAUAAUAUUACAUCAAAUUUUUAUGGAUCUAUAACUACUUCAAUGCAAAUAGAAGGUGAUAGUUUAAAAGAAAGUGUUGAAAAAUCAAAUCAUUGUAAUAAUAUUACAUCAAAUUUUUAUGGAUCUAUAACUACUUCAAUGCAAAUAGAAGGUGAUAGUUUAAAAGAAAGUGUUGAAAAAUCAAAUCAUUGUAAUAAUAUUACAUCAAAUUUUGAUGGAUCUAUAAAUACUACUAAUACAACAAUGCAAAUAGAAGAUGGUAGUUUAAAAGAAAGUGUGGAAAAAGCAAAUCGUUGUAAUAAUAUUACAUCAAAUUUUUAUGGAUCUAUAAAUACUUCAAUGCAAAUAGAAGGUGAUAGUUUAAAAGAAAGUGUUGAAAAAUCAAAUCAUUGUAAUAAUGUCACAUCAAAUUGUGAUGGAUCUAUAAAUACCAAUACAACAAUGCAAAUAGAAUAUGAUAGUUUAAAAGAAAGUAUUGAAAAAUCAAGUCAUUGUAAUAAUGUUACAUCAAAUUUUGAUGGAAUUAUAAGUACUAAUUCAUCAAUGCAAAUAGAAAAUGAUAGUUUAAAAAUGAUGAUGGAUUUAUCUGCAACUAACAAAUCCACAGAUGCUUACUGUAUUAGUCUAAUUGUGGAUAGGACCAAUGUUGAUUCGGAAAUAUCUAAGAGUGUUUUGAAUGAAACAAACAAAUUAAUUAAAAUGGAUUUACAAUCCUGUACACUUGUAGAUUUAUCAGAGAAUUCUAAUACAACUAAGUUGAAUGAAAACUUAAUUGCUGAUUCUUAUGUUAUAAAAUCUAUUCAGUCUAAAAAUUGUAUGGAUACAAAAGUUCCCGUUUCUGGACUCAUUUCUGCUAGAGAAACCAAGAGCUCUACAUCCAAUAGCAAUAGUGAAAGUGAAUUUGCGGUUGAAAAUAACAAACUAAACAGUCGAAUUUAUACUAACAGUAACAACGAUUUGGAGGUAUCAGUGAACACAACUUUCUCCAGUCAAAAAGAAUCUGUUGAAGAGUCAAAUGAUUUGAGUAAUGUUACGCUACAAUGUGAUACACCUAUAAUAAUCAAUACAUCAAUACAAAGUGAAGAUGAUGAUAUAAACAUUUCCAAAUUAUCUUCAAAUAACAAAUCUUCAGAUGUUGACUGUGUUAGCCAGACUGUAGAGAGAAGCAAGGCUGAUUGGGAAAUAUCUCUGAUGAACAUUGAUAUACAUCUAUCAGCACUAGAAAAUUUGAAAGAGUUGCAUUCAACUUUUUCAAUGCCAGUAAUAGAAACUGCUACAUCUCAAAUGUUUCCUCCAGGAGUUUUUUCUAACAAAGGCAUAGAGUGUAACACCAAUAAUAAAAGUUGUGGCUCCUCGAGUCUUCCUGUUGGUUCCAAAAACUAUUCACACGAUUUGAAAUAUAUUGAAUGCUCUGCAGAAAUGAAAGAAUGUAGAGCUUUAUUCAAAGAAGUAUCUGCUGAAGGCGGAAGUUCAGAAAUAAGCGAUUCAGAUGAAAUUAAGUCGGAUGGAGGAGGCAUUAUCGGAUUGGCAAGUUGUUCAAAAUCACAAACUGGCAAUGAUAAUUCUGUGUCAUCAUUUCCUAGUUCUCCAGAUGAUGUGCCAGCAGAGCAAGCAACAAAAUCUCAGAAGAAACGAAGAAAUGUUGGCCCAACGAGGAUACGAGGAUUCAGCAAGCCCUCUGGCUCUUACUGCCAGAUGAUCACACAGGCACUGGCCUUAUGCCCUAACAAACGUGCCACUGCCCUCCAGAUCUGCGAGUUGAUCGCCAAUAAACAUGAUUAUUACCGACAUUAUACAGGCAGCUGGCAAGGUUCAAUCUACUCAGCUUUGACGAAUCGGAAGAAGUUUUUUAUGAUCGCCGAUAUGACCUCAAGUGGUGAAUAUAUCUGGGGUUUCAACCCAAUGUUUGAGAAGUAUAUAAUAGACAAAUGGUUACCCACGAAAAUGAAGAAGAAUAUUUGUAUGACUCCUACAACGGUGACAACGCCUCUUUUGUCUCAAGCAAGUCCUGACAUGUCCGUCAUAAGACCUGUCACAACAACGAUGAGCUCUGUCAUAACCGAAACUGUGAUUUUAUCAGAUAAUGAGGAAACUCUAACACCUGUGAUUGUUAGCACUGAGAGUCUGAGAACUGAGUCGGAGGCAUUGGAGCCAGAGUUCACUCUCGCAGAUCCUGAUCUCCAAGACAUAACUACAAUUGACGGGUGGGGACCAAUGAUUACAGUCUCAGCGGAUGCAUCUGAUGGAGACGAUUUUUGUGUUAGUAAUUGGAAGAUAAACAAUGUUAUAUCCUACGAAGAAAAAGCUUACAGAGUUAGCUUUCAAAAAGAACACACCAACGUGAUAGAGAAGUUUCGGUUGCACUGCACCGUGUGCGACUGCCACCUGGGCAGUAAGGCGAGUGAAGCGAAGGAGCGAGUGAGGCUCCACUCCAGACUCGGAGUCUUGACGUGCGUACAAUGCUACAUACUGACGCAAGCUAUAACCAAAGCCCCCUCCUGUUUCUGGUGUCGCCGAUGUGACGAGGAGACCCACUUCUAUUGCUCGUCUUGCCAUGCCAAUUUCUGUGAUAAUUGUUUGAAACGAAAUUUUGGCCACAGUUGGUGGAAAAUCAACUUCAAGAAAACAAAGAAUUGGCUGUGUUUUUUGUGCAACAAUAAACAGAUCUGGCCGCACCGUGCCAUCGCUCACUGCCUUCUCCGUCACUACUCUCAACUGACUUGUUUGAAAAAGCUGAUGAAGAGCGGUACAAAGAAUGAUAUUGCGAAUUCAGAUGAAACACAAUUCUUUGAUGAGGAUAAAUCAAAUUGCUGCAAGGAAACCACAGAGAAAUCCGGGGAACUGUCUUCUGAGUCUUCCAUUAAUCUUGGUCUUGGUGCACAAGUGUUACCUCCCGGCUCUCCUUUGGCUGAGAACAAAAACACACAAAUCAACAAUGAUCCUGGCCCGCCCAUUGGAUCACCACAGGAUGUCAACUCUCGAAUCAAUAAUAAAUCUGACUUCACCCCAAGACUGUCUAAACCUCAAGUGUUCAUUGUCGAAAAGCAACAACCAGGUCACAUUUAUGUCCAGGCCUCUGUGGGUGGUCCUUCUGUUACCCUCAACACAGGGACUCAGUACAUACACAAUGUCUAUCCGGAUAAAAAUUAUGUUCUAGUGCAGCCUCCAAACUUAAACAGACUUACUUCUGAAAGCAUUCCUAAUAUGAUGAGUUCAUUACCACAAACUCAGUCUGCAGGAAACCCGGUGUUGGAAUCCAGUUAUAGCCCCAGUUCGUUGAAUCGUUCGAACUUUACCAAUUACCACACGGCUAAGUAUACACCUCCAACAUUCGUUGACUGUUCAGCUCCUCCACAAACGUCAAAUAAAUUGGUUAAAACUGAAACCGUUUCUACACCCGACCAGGUCAAAGGGUCUGUAAAAAAUUUUCUUCAAUCUCCUACGAUACAGAACAUACACAUCCUUCCCGGUGGAAUGUUGGUGACCAACCGGAUUGAUGAAAGUGGGGAUAUGAUAGUACCCGACCAACCACAAGAACUUAUUUCUCAUGAACAAGAACCAUUGCAAGAGAUUUCAAUUCGAGAGAAGCUCAAGGAGAAAAUACAAAGUAGACCCAUGCCAAAAUCAAAGAAACAGUCUCUUUUGAGAGCUGUGUUGAUGAGCGAGAGUAUAGAGUCAAUGAAAAAAACAGUUGCAAACUGUUGAAGUCAGUCCUAAGUCAGUUCCUGCAGCCCCGCCAAAAGCCAUUCCUGCCAAUACCAGUGAUGCAGACAAAGACAUUGAAGAACCAAUUUUAAAAUCUAUCAUACAGACUGCGACAGAACGUCUGCUGGAUAUCCAGAAAAAGAGUAUAGUGCCACAAAAUGGCAGUGAUAAUAAUGUUGUCGAUUUGAGUGACAACAAAGAUUUAAUAUCUUCUCAGACUAAAAACACCUCUGUCACAUCUGUGGAGAGCCAUGUUCCAAAAAUAAAAAUUAAAACUUUACAAGAACUUCAACAGGUUAAAGGAUAUGUUGACAUUGAAAAAAACACUCAAAACCCAAUCACUAACUCCAAAACAAUUGAAUUAAAUAAAGAA
Homalodisca vitripennis (glassy-winged sharpshooter) is the source of this 6195-nucleotide messenger RNA. RefSeq lists its product as uncharacterized. Gene Ontology annotation, molecular function: DNA-binding transcription factor activity; sequence-specific DNA binding. Bases 357 to 5822 code for a protein of 1821 amino acids. The record is from RefSeq and is a predicted model, not a curated record. The transcript has 7 exons. Lineage: Eukaryota; Metazoa; Arthropoda; Insecta; Hemiptera; Cicadellidae. Gene Ontology annotation, biological process: regulation of DNA-templated transcription.